UAAAUAUAUCUUAGUCGGGUUCAAAAAUAUUUGAAUAUGUUCAAAUUAAUUUCGGAAAGUUGUUUGCUCACCGUUGUCCUCCUCCUUUUUCUGUUUUCCAAAUCAUCGAAUAUCGUCUCCGCUGCCUGCAAUUCCUGCUCUGUCGGGUCUAAUUUAGCCUGCGCAUCGCAAACGCAGUUCCAAGUAUGCGUCGAUGGUUUACCAACAGGAACGCCGACUAGUUGUCCGACCGGAUUUAUUUGCUCGACAAUUUCUGCCAGCAUCUGCGUAUCGAGUACUGGUACGAGUAUAGUUGGCGAUUGCGAAGAAUGCAAAACCUGUGAUUCCUCCCAUACCUUUGCCUGCACUGGUGUACGCACGUACGCCCUUUGUUUAGGCACAGACUCCAUUAGUGAUUUGGGUGGCAACUGUGCGCCCCAUCAUGUAUGUAGUAUUGACUAUCCGUACAUAUGCGGCAAUGAAUCCUUAGGAAUUCCACCCACGUGUCCUACCACAGUUGACAGUCCUACUACGACGACUACUUCAGGUUCGGUAAUUGUGACAAAUCCAGUUGCAUAUUGCCAAACUAUACAACAAAAUGGUCGUUUUGCAGUUGGAAAUGAACUUAAAACAACCUGUCAGCAAUAUGUCUACUGCUUCAUAAAUGGCAACGUUUGGAGUGGCGCGAUCUACUACUGUCCAAGUGAUACUUAUUUUGAUACUUCCUCACGGUAUUGUUCACCAGUUGUACCGGCCCGUUGCGUUAGCUCAACACAGUUGUUGUAUUUGGGGGCUUCCGAACCAAGCUUCGACGAUGUCCAGGGAAUAAAGUGAUGUCCAAAAACUCACGCGCUAUUAUGACGUCAUCGAAGCUGUGAUUGCUGUCAAAUCUACCGCAACAUUUUGCAUUGCGCAAAAGCUCUUUACUCUCUCACAAGAUUGCCAAUUUUAUAUUUUCUAUGUUUGAGUACCAAUCUCAUUCAUUUAAAUAAAUUAUGUAGA
Bactrocera neohumeralis is the source of this 981-nucleotide messenger RNA. RefSeq lists its product as uncharacterized. NCBI's taxonomy places the organism in Eukaryota, Metazoa, Arthropoda, Insecta, Diptera, Tephritidae. Gene Ontology annotation, cellular component: extracellular region. The transcript is spliced from 4 exons. Gene Ontology annotation, molecular function: chitin binding. The record is from RefSeq and is a predicted model, not a curated record. Bases 37 to 813 code for a protein of 258 amino acids.